AUGAAUAAAAAAGAAAUUAAACAAGAUGGCGAAUAGGCUCCAUUGACCAAAACAAGCCUGCUUAAAAUUGAAUCAAGGGAAGGAUAGAUUAUUUAUAUAUUCACAAAGUUAUUUGAUCAUCCAAUACGAUAAUAAAUUAAAUUUGCAUUUGGAUAGAUUAAUGUGUUUAUUGAGAAAUAGGGAAUUAAAUGUUUCAAAAGUGAAAUGAAUAGCAUGGAAUGCUUAAAUCAAGGAAUUGACUGGGAUUAAAAAUAUUUUGACAAAAUUAUCACCUGUUUAGAAAGACCAGAUAAAGAUUUUAGUUAUUCAUUUAAAAGAAGUGAAGGUAAUGAGCAAGUUCCUUGCGAUUAUGUUUUGAUAUUGUCUGAGAAAGUACACAAAUUGAACGAGGUAAUAUUGUUACGAGUCUAUUUGAUUGAAAAUCCAUCAUUUUCAACAUUAGACCAUUUUUACAGGGUUUGCAAGGAGAUUUAAGAUAAAAAGGAAAUAAUGUAUAAGAGUUUAGAAGAAAAAUUUACAAACUUGACUUAAUAAAGAUAAAAGUUAUAAACUGAUAUUGAGUUUAUAAGUAAUCAAUCACAAUAGAGGGAAAAGGAGAUUUUGAAAAAAUUUGUCCUCCUAUUAAACGAAAAGAAGAAAGAAAUCUGUCGAUUAAACUAAAUAAAUGGUCUAAUAACAAAUUAAAUAAUUGAAGAAGAACAAUAAAAUAAUAAUAAUUAUAUAAAUGUGGAUGACUUUUUUGAAGAAAAGCAAAUACCAGUUAAGAAACAAUAUGAAGAGUAAGCGCAAAGUUCUUAAUUCCCAGUCAGUUAAAUAGAUUAAUUUUUAUUCACCUAAGACACAUAAUUUAAGAAAGAUCUCAGAGAAAUCCCAUCAAAAAAGACAAAAUUAUGA
Messenger RNA from Paramecium tetraurelia, 894 nucleotides. RefSeq lists its product as uncharacterized. The transcript has 2 exons. The record is from RefSeq and is a predicted model, not a curated record. Lineage: Eukaryota; Ciliophora; Oligohymenophorea; Peniculida; Parameciidae.